Molecule: messenger RNA, 11231 nt
Organism: Lampris incognitus (smalleye Pacific opah)
Lineage: Eukaryota; Metazoa; Chordata; Actinopteri; Lampriformes; Lampridae
Gene: dchs1b
Product: dachsous cadherin-related 1b
Biological process (GO): homophilic cell-cell adhesion
Cellular component (GO): plasma membrane
Molecular function (GO): calcium ion binding
Source: RefSeq, a predicted model, not a curated record
AUGAGGGGAGGGGUGGAGGGGGAGGAGGAGGAGGAGGACAGGGGGCCGGGCCUGGAGGAGGUGUUGGGUUUCAUUCGGCGAGGCGCACGGUGUCCUGCAGCUCUGUCGGAGCUUUACACACCGCACAUCGAUGCCUGGAUGCUGAGAGCGGAGAGGAGCCGACGGAGGAGACCCGUAUUUGCAUCAGACGCAGACGAAGGGGAUAACGGCCUGGUUCUGUACGAGAUCAACCGGCGUCAGAGUGACCCUGACCGCUAUUUUGUCAUGGAUAUGAAGUCAGGGGUCAUCACUCUGAACAGACCUCUGGACUAUGAGCUAAAGAGGGUUCAUGAACUGGUGGUCCAGGCUAGGGACAACGCCAGCCACCCAGAGGUGACCAAUGCCUUUGUGACUAUCCACGUCCGUGACUACAAUGACAACCAGCCCACCAUGACCAUCAUCUUCCUCAGCGAGGACGGCUCUCCAAGAAUCUCGGAGGGGGCCCAGCCGGGUCAGUACGUAGCCCGAAUCUCUGUCACCGACCCCGACUAUGGCGAAUACGCCAACGUGAACGUCUCUUUAGAAGGCGGCGACGGCAAGUUCGCCCUAACGACCAAGGACAGCAUCAUCUACCUGAUUUAUGUGGACCUCUUGGACAGGGAAGAACGGGACACGUACGACCUGAGAGUGAUGGCCACGGACUCGGGCACCCCUCCCCUCAGGGCGGAGUCGUCCUUCACCAUUCAGGUGAUGGAUGUCAAUGACAAUCCCCCUCUGUUCGACCAGCAGGCCUACAAACAGACCAUUCCCGAGGUGGUCUACCCAGGCUCGUUUGUCCUCCAGGUGACCGCCAGGGACAAGGACCAGGGCCCUAACGGGGACAUCCGAUACAGCCUCCUCAAAGCCAAAAACACCCACUCUGACUGGUUCUCCAUCGAUCCCGUAACAGGGAUCAUUACCACCGCGACUGCUCUGGAUUUCGAGUCGGAGCCAGCGCCGAGCGUGACGGUCAUUGCCACGGACAAUGGCCGGCCACCGCUGUCCUCGACGGCCAAGGUGGACAUUGUGCUACAGGAUGUUAACGAUAACACGCCCGUGUUCUCCAGCACUCUGUACAGUGCCUCCAUCAAGGAGAACUCCAGCGGGACCUGCUUCUUAGAGGUGUCAGCCACAGACGAGGACCGCGGUUCGUUCGGUGCCAUAUCCUACACCCUGGGGUCAGCCUCCGGCGUCUCAGUUCCGACCCAGUUCACCAUAGCCAAGGAGACCGGCCGGCUGUGCACGAGCGCAGCUCUGGACCGUGACGAAGGAGUGGACAGCUUUGACCUCACCGUCACCGCCACGGACGGGGGUGGUCUGAGCUCGGUGGCCCACGUGAGGGUCUCCGUGGUGGACAUCAACGACAACCGCCCCUCCUUCUACCCCGUCCUCUACACGGUCAGUCUCAGCACGCACAGCGCGCCCGGCACCACUGUUGUCAAGGUGACGGCCAACGACCCCGAUGCCGGGGCAAACGGAAAGGUCACCUACCGCACGGUGCCCGGAGGAGGCUCCGCCUUCUUCACCCUCAACAAGGACACAGGUGUGAUCUCCCUCUCCCGCUCGCUGCACGGCAAGGCCAACACGAUGAUCUCGAUGGCGAUAUCGGCCGAGGACGGCGGCGGCCUGACGGCGCCGGUCAACGCCAGGGUGAACGUGAGCGUCGUCGGGGGUUCGGUGGCAACCCCGGUGUUCGAGCAGGCGCAGUACUACUUCACCGUGUCCGAGGACGUCCUCAGGGGCACAGCGGUCGGGGUGGUGCGAGCCGCUAUGAAGACAGGAGUGUCUACGAACGUCUUCUACUCCAUCUCCUCCGGGGACCCAGAGGGUUUCUUCACAGUGGACAGUUCCUCCGGAACCAUCCGUACGGCCCUCCCUCUGGACCACGAGACGUGCCCCACUAUGGACCUGGAGAUCCAGGCGCGCUACGGCUCCCCUCCGGCCUACGGAACCAGCCGUGUGCGCAUCACCAUUUCGGAUAUCAACGACAACACCCCCGUGUUCCUCCCCUCCUCCUCGGAGUCCCUCCUUCUACCCGAGGUCACCAAGAUGGGCUCCGUUAUCUACCGCAUCCAGGCCACCGACCGGGACUCCGGCCACAACGGCCAGCUCAGCUUCGAUCUCAUCUCCGCCGGGGCGGCGGGCAGCAGCGGUCAGAGGACGUUCGGCGUCGACCGGGGCAGCGGGGAGGUGCGGCUGAUCGGGAGCCUGUCGUAUGAGAGUGUCCCGCGCUAUGACCUUCAGGUGGUGGCGAAGGAUGGCGGGGUACCCCAGCUGAGCUCCACCUUCACCUUGGUGGUGCACGUCCAAGCGCAGGACGCCGAGGGUCCCCACUUCGACACGCUGACCUACCGCGUCGAGCUGCGGGAGAACACCCCCCUCAACACCCGCUUCCUCCAGGUCAGAGCUCUCAACAGAGAGGCCACGGGGAACGGUGGGGGCUCCUCCUCUUCCUCCUCUUCCUCCACCCCCAUAUCCUACCGGCUCCGGCCCGACGGGGACGCCGCCGGAUUUGGUGUAGUGCCCGACAGCGGCUGGCUGUUUGUGCGGAGUUCGCUGGACCGCGAGGCCAAGGACAUGUUCCUCUUGACCGUCCUCGCCACCUCGGGCCGCGGCGGGGCCGGUGGCACCGGCAGUGCCGCGGUGCGGGUUACCGUGACGGACGAGAACGACAACUCCCCCAGACUGAGCCAGGACAGGGUGUUCCUGGCCGUCAGGGAGAACCUGCUGGCGGGGACGGGCUUCGGCAGGGUGUCCGCCACCGACCGGGACGCCGGGCUCAACGCUCGUCUCGCCUACCGGCUGCUGCACACCGACAGACACUUCCAGAUCAACUCACAGACUGGGGAGAUCAGCACUCGCCUGGCCCUCGACCGAGAGCAGCAGUCCAGCUACGAGCUGGUCGUGGUGGUGCAGGACGGAGGCACGCCUCCCCGCAGCGCCACAGGCACCGCCCACAUCAGCGUCCAGGACGAGAACGACAACGCCCCGAGCUUCAGUCACGCCCCGCCGGACCGGGAGCUGCUCCUGCAGGUGAUGGAGGGGACUCCGCCCGGCUCGGUUCUCACAACGGUGACGGCGAAAGACCCCGACGAGGGAGAGAACGCCACCGUCUUCUACUCCUUGUCAGGUUCCAGAGCGGAGCGUUUCUCUCUGAACCCGAACACCGGGGAACUGAGGACCUCCUCCCCUCUGAGGCAGGCCGAGAGAGCCGAGUACACCUUCAUGGUGAUCGCUACAGACCACGGGACACCAAGCCUCAGCUCCACCUGCCAGCUACGCAUACAGGUCCUCAGCUCCUCCAAGGCCAACCCCAAGCCCAACGUUCUCUCCAUGACCCUAAACACAGUGGAGGGAGAAGCUCCAGGCUCCAUCAUUGGCUCCGUCAGCUCACAUGACCAGCGUGACCCCGCUCAGUUGGAUGGCCUGGUGACUUACCUUGUGGUGGGCGGGACCGACCUGGAAGGGACGUUUAUGGUGGACCGUUCGAAGGGAGACGUUUAUCUGGUACGGGAGUUGGACUACGAGAAGGGCUCGAGGUACACGCUCCAUAUCGAGGUCUCGGACUUCUCCCGGGCAUUUCCCAGCAGCCACCGGGUGCAGCUGGACAUACACGUGAUGGACAGCAAUGACCACGCCCCCCAGUUUACAGAAGACCCCGUUACCAUAGUGAUCCCGGAGAACACCGAACCUGGUGCUUCCAUCUACACUUUCCAGGCUUUGGAUCAGGACGGUAGCGGACCGAACAGCGAGCUAAGCUACUCCGUCGAGCACUGCUGGCCCGACACCCCUGAGCUCCUCACCCUUGACCCCUCCACGGGGAUGCUGACCCUGGGGCAGAAGUUAGACCGCGAGGUUACGCCCUCGCUCUACCUUGUGGUGCGGGCCACAGACCAGGCGGUGGACCCGUCCCAGCAGCGCUGGGGUUCAGUCACGGCGCGGCUGUUUGUGACCGACGAGAACGACAACGCCCCGGUCUUCAGCUCCCCGUCUGCGGUUAGCGUCAUGGAGGACCAGCCUGAAGGUUUUGUGAUUUUGUACGUGAUGGCCCGCGAUGAAGAUGAAGGUGAGAACGGCAGGGUGUCGUACAGGAUCCAGGCGGGGAACAGCGUCGGUCGCUUCAGUCUCAACCCCAACACUGGCUCUCUGUCCAUCCUGAAAGCUCUGGACCGGGAGGAGCAGGAGACGUUCAACCUGACCAUUGUAGCAGAGGAUCAUGGGAUACCCCAGCUGUCCACCUCUCAGGUGCUGUGCGUGCAGGUGAUCGAUGUGAACGACGAAGCGCCCUUGUUUCAGCGGGCGGAGUUUGAAACGCGGGUGAUGGAGAACCGGGGACCAGGAACCACGGUGGUGACGGUCACAGCCACCGACCGUGACCAAGGCUCUAAUGGUCAGGUGACGUAUGGAGGCGUGACCGAGGAGGGCUUCAUCAUCAACCCCGUGACAGGAGUCAUCACCACCACCAAAGAGCUAGACAAAGAGCUGCAAGACCACUACACGCUCACCGUCUUAGCCAAGGAUGGAGGGCUGCCCCCAAACUUUGCCAAGGCUGUGGUGCGUGUGGAGGUGCAGGAUGAGAAUGACAAUGCCCCCGUGUUUGCGAAACCCUGGUACGGACUGGAAGUGCCCGAGAAUCAAAUCCCUGUGGAGCUCUGUCUUCUCAAGGCCACAGACCCUGACUCAGGCCCCAACGGAGAGCUGGAGUACAAAAUCACCGCGGGGGAUCCAGAUGGAGACUUCCAGCUCCAGGCUAGUACAGGGGCCCUGUCCACCUUGCGGGCCCUGGAUCGGGAGAAGAAGGCCAGGUACAUCCUGGAGGUGGUGGCUGUGGACCAGGGCAGCCCCGCUCUCAGCACCACAGUCACAGUGGAGGUCAAAGUGCUGGAUGUCAAUGACAACAGCCCCAUCUUCACUAGCAGCAGCUACAGCAUAGACGUGUCGGAGGACUCGGCCCAGGGCUCUCAGGUUCUGGAGGUGACAGCCAGAGAUGCCGAUGAGGACCUGAAUGGGAAGGUCCUCUACUUCCUGAGCCAAGAGGCACACGGCGCAUUCACGGUGGAUGAGAGCAGCGGUCGUAUCAGCGUGUCCGCACCGCUGGACCGGGAAAAACGGGCGACGUACAGCUUCCAGGUGUUCGCCGUUGACCUUUCACCCGCCGCGCCAAGAAACACUUCUGCUCAGGUGACUGUCACCAUCUUAGACGUCAACGACAACGCCCCCUUUUUCAUCCAAGACCCACUUGUCAUCGAAGCCUCCAGCAGCAGAUCCCAGCGCGUCCUUGCUACCAUGAGGGCGGAAGAUAAGGACUUUGGGGCCAACGGCUCGGUCUUUUACCGUUUCGCUACCCCGGUUAAGGGCUUCAGCAUCAACUCCCUGACAGGGGAGAUCCAGGCCACAGAGCCUCUGGGGGGGCUGACUCAGGCCCAGAGGACCCUGAUCGUGGAGGCCAUGGACCAGGGAAACCCAGCUCAGUCCUCUCAGGGAGUGGUGGUGAUUUACGUGAAGGACCAGGAAUAUAAGGGCAUUCGCUUCCCUCGGAACGCCAGAGACAUCAGCAUCCAGGAGAAUGCCAUCAAAGGUACAGCAGUGGCCCAGGCCCAAGCCCAGUACCCUGACGGCUCACGUAAAGGCAUCAGCUAUAGCCUCUUCAGUGGUAACCGGAAGCAGGCCUUCAGCAUCAGCUCCUCAACAGGUGAGAUCUGGGUGCAGAGCUCCAAGGGGCUGGACUUUGAGGACGCCCCCAGGCUCCGUCUGGUGGUGAAGGCUGAAACGUUGUCCUCCAUCUCCUUCAUGGCGGUCAACCUGAUCCUGCAAGACGUCAACGACAACCUCCCUCGCUUCCAGCUGCAGAACUACGUGGCUUACAUGAGGGAGGCACAAGGCUACGAGACGCCCAUCAUACAGGUGGUUGCAGAGGAUGUGGACCAGGGCCAGAACGGGCAGGUGACCUACUCCAUCCAGUCGUCGAGCAUGAGCGGCCUGUUUAAGAUUGACCCGGUGACGGGGAGCAUCACCACGGCGGCCAUCAUGGACCGUGAGAUCUGGACCCAGACCAAGCUUAUCGUCACAGCGACCGACAGAGGAAGUCCCCGUCUGGCGGGUUCGGCCACUCUCACCGUCAUCAUCGUGGACCAGAACGACAACAGUCCGACUAUUCCCAUGCCCCAGGAGGUCCGCAUCCCGGAAAACACCUUGGUCGGGACAGAGAUCACGCUGGUGACCGGCAACGACGUGGACUCCAGCCCUGCCCUGUCCUACUCCCUGCAGCUGGACCCGUCUGCCGUCGGCAGGUUCGGGAUCCAUCGCUACAGCGGCGGGGUGUCCCUCACCAGGCCGCUGGACUUCGAGGAGAAGACCUGGUACACUCUGACCGUCCAAGCCACGGACUCCCAGCACCAAACCCAGGCUAAUAUCACCAUACUGGUGGAGGACGUCAACGACAACGCGCCAACCUUCACCCAGGAUAUCUAUCAGGUUACACUGCCCGAGCACACUCCACCAAGAAGUCCUGUUGUCACUGUAACAGCAACUGACAGGGACUCAGGAGAGAAUGGAAAGGUCACCUAUAGAGUGAUGUCAUCAACCCAGGAGGGCUUCUACGUUGACCCCAGAAAUGGAACCCUGUUCAUCAAUCAAAGAGCAGAGUUUGAUCCAGAGCGUCCAGCCAUCAAUAUCGUUAUUGAGGCCCGUGAUGGAGGCUUCCCUACGCUUUCUUCCCUCACCACUGUCCAAGUCCAAAUCUCUGAUGUCAAUGACAAUGCACCAGUGUUCCACCAGUCAGACUACAGGGCCACGGUCUCAGAAGACACCAUGCCAGGGGCAACAAUUCUGACUCUCGAGGCCUUUGACAGUGACCUCUCCCGUGAGAACUGUGGCUUCGACUUUGCUAUUGCCAAUGGCAAUGAAGGGAACGUGUUCCAGGUUGAAAGCAGUGUACGCUUUCUGGAAGGGCGGGGCUUUCAAACCGUUGGAACUUUACUAUUGGCUGAGGUCCUUGACUUUGAAGCCGUGUCACUCUACAACCUCACAGUGGUUGUGUCAGACCGUGGUGUGCCCCAGAGGAGUUCUAGUGUUGCCGCUGUGAUCACUAUUGGGGAUGUGAAUGACAACCCACCUGUGUUUAGCAGAGCAGAAUACAUAGUGUCCUUGAGUGAGGGGGCUGCCACUGGAACUGAGAUCAUACGACUGACUGCUACAGACCCAGACUCAGCUCCCAAUGCAGAGGUCCAGUACACCAUCAGCUCUGGUGAUGAGAUGAACUUGUUUUCUGUUGACCAGUGGACUGGAGCCUUACGCCUUCAGCAGCCACUUGACCGUGAGCACCAGUCCACCCAUGUUGUCAUUGUCCAAGCUACAGAUGGCCAGGGUCACUUUGCCCUCGCUCCAGUCAUGGUUGAGGUGAAAGAUGUAAAUGACAAUCAUCCGUUCUUCCCUGUGGAAAUCCUAAUGGCCAGCGUCAGAGAGAACCAACCAGCUAACUCAGCCGUAACUGUUCUCCACGCUAUAGACCAUGACACGGGGGUCUAUGGCCAACUGAAGUACUACAUCAUAGAGCGAUCUGCUAAGGGAAAAGAGAGCUUCACCGUGGACCAGAACUCAGGAGAGAUCCGAACUAAAACGUCCUUUGAUUUUGAGAAGGUCAAUACCUUUAACUUUGUGGCAGUGGCAGUGGAUGCGGGCAACCACUCUGCCACUGUGACUGUGCAGGUGUUUGUCACAGGAGAGGAUGAGUACGAUCCACUCUUUACAAUGUCUGAUUUCUCCUUCGAAGUCCCAGAGGGAGCGAAGAAGGGUCAGAACAUCGGCCAGGUUCAGGCCAACGAUGAGGACGAAGGUGUGGAUGGUAUCGUGCUCUACUCACUCCCCACCAUCUCACCAUACUUUGAUGUCAACAAAAGCACUGGUGUGGUCUUCCUUAAAAUGGACAACUCAGGCAGCAGUGGUAGCAGCGGGUCAGGUCGGCCAAAACGGGAGACCAGGCUGAUGACCCUGGAUGUGACAGCCCACAGUCCCCUGGAUACUUCUCGUACUAGUACGGCACAGAUCUCAAUCGAUGUCACCAACACCAACUUUGGCUUGGCUCCUGACGUCAACAUUCUGCUAAUCAGUAUCAUUGCUGUGUCUCUCGGGGUAAUAAUAUUGCUAGUGGUCAUGGCUGUGGUCAUAUUCCUGGUCAAGUCACGAAGGAAGAAGAAAGGUCAGGCUGCGGGGAAUAGAGCCGUUGCCACGGGAACUGCCUUGCAGAAACUGGACGAAUCCAAGUCGGGCCCAGCUGGGGAGAGGAUCUACCACCAGGCCUUGCCAGGUUAUGCUGGAGAUCAGGGUGGGGCAGGUGGAGGUCCCUACACAAGAGGUGGCUCCCUGGAUCCCUCUCACUCCAGUGGAAGAGGCUCAGCUGAGGCAGCUGAGGAUGAUGAGAUCCGGAUGAUAAACGAGUACCCCCGUGUUGCCUCCAUCACCUCAUCCAUGCAGGAGCACAUCUCCGCCAGGGGUCCAGAUUCUGGAAUUCAGCAGGAUGCUGACCAGCUUUCUGAUAUCUCCUGUGAGCCUGCAGCCUUGGAGGGCAGCACCUGGUUCAAAGGAAAGAAACUGGGAGGCAGUCUCAGUGGGACCCUGCUCUCUGGCCAGCUCCCGGUGUAUAGGGAUGAGGGAGGGGGCUACCUAGGAGUAGGUCGUGGCCUCAACAUUUCCCUGCCCAAAGAUUAUCCUUUCCCUGAGGAUGGUAAACCCUCAGUGGAUGGCUCCCUCACAGCUAUUGUCGCUAGUGAUGAGGAGCUUCGCGGAAGCUAUAACUGGGAUUACCUUCUCAACUGGUGCCCUCAGUUCCAGCCUCUAGCUAACGUCUUCACAGAGAUCGCCAGGCUGAAAGACGAAACUGCUCAGCAGACCCAGAACCCACGCCAGCCUUUCCAGCCAAAGCCCAAAAUAGAUCCCAAACCUAGAAUUGACCCUCCCCCACUUAUUACAGCAGUGGCACACCCAGGAGCGAUGUCGGUUCCCCCUAAAGUUCCUGUGAUUGGACGGACUUUCCCCCACUUGGCCUCCCUCCGCAGGUCUCCUAUUAGUCAUGAGGGCUCAAUCUCAUCAGCAGCCAUGUCCCCCAGUUUCUCCCCCUCUCUGUCCCCGCUGGCAGCUCGAUCACCAGCUGUUUCUCCCUUUGGCGUCAACCAAGGCCCGUCAGCAUCUAUAAUUAGCACAAGGGAGCCCUCACUAGACCAGAGCCCCGACCAUGAAAUGAGGAUAUGAGAGUAUAGGAAAAUUGCAAGAAAAAAGAACAUGGCCAGACAACCUGAUUGAUGGCUCACAGAAGGGUGGCAAGGGUGUCAGCUUUGUUAAUAUAGUUCUCUCAAAAUAUGAACGAUUUUGCAUCAACAAAAAAAAAAUACUUCAACAAAUCCCCUAACAGAAACCUUUGUUUUCAUAUUCCAAGUACGGCUGACCACAUUUUGACCAUUGACUGGUCUCUGUCAGUGAAAGAUGCCACUUUCCAGGAAUUCCAGAUGUGAAGUUUUGAACCUCAAACACUAAAAACUUACUUCCCCUAUUUCCUGACAGAAAAUUUCCAUUUGGAUUUCUAGGUCUCAUUGUAAUUGUACAGAGGUGGAACAUACUGUAUGUCUGGCUUCCCAGGACUUGGCACCCCGAGUCCUUUCAUGUCCACAGUGACGCAGGUCUCUAAAGAACUGAACAGGGUUAAGGAGUGAAUCAACCUUUCCAAUGGACCAUGCACACACCAUGCCCUGCAGUCAGAGAUGCCUCAGUCUGUAGAUAAAUGUGUAGUUUCCGCGUUACCUCGCUGGCUGGCCAGAGAGCUAAGGACCUUGUCCCUCUCUUUGUGUCUGUGGACAUUUUACAUUGCAAACGAACUCAUCAAGUGGCUGCUUUUAAAAUGGCUGCUGAUCACAUUUGUGAAUCCUACGGACAAAAAAAAAAGACGUGUUCAAAAAGACAAUGAUGCAUUGCUUUGCCAGUGCCUCGCACAAUGUAACAGGAAUCGAGAUUAUUGUUUCUUUAAGCAUUUCAGAUGACACUUCUUUUGAUUUCACAUUUAUUUUUAUAUAUUUUUGUAUUGAAUUAUGAUUUCUGAUCCCAAAAUGCCAUUAUCUCACAAGGAGAGGUUUCGUUGUAUUUGCAUAUAUGUAUAUUUGUAUGUAUGCUAGCUACGGUAUGUAUGUGUUUUCUGCCAUAGGUUUUUAGAGCCCUUUUGUGUUCACAUGUGACAGUUCAGACGUAAGUGAGAAGGGGACUUUUGUAUUUUUAUCAUUAUUUAUAUGAAAGGAGCAACUGACGUCACGUUUUGACAGUAGGAAACCGAGCUCGACUCUCACUAUGCUGUAUUAUUUACCUUCAAAACUUUUUUUGUCAAACUGGAGAUCAUCCAAAUCCGAGAAAAAUACAUCGAAGAAAAACACCUUUUUUUUAAAAAUUGUAAUAAAUCUGCACUCGGUGUCGGUGUACGGUUGCGUGCCACAGCAUACGAACCGCUGGUUUUCAGAGAGGCUUUGGAUUUUCCGAUCCCCCUCCACGUGUUUCUGCCUGCAGCGCGCUUCCGGGGGUCGGUCACGUGGGUCACUGACGGAAGCGCGCUUCACCGUGAAGGAGUUCGUCUUGACGCCACGGCGGUAAGGCGCAAGUACGGAACGGCGGUUGCUUUUAUGGAAGAGUAGUGCAAGACUGCAGAGGUCGCCCCAUAAGCCAGAGAGACGCGGGAAGCAAAAUAAAGUCGACGAUGAUUGGAACGCACGAGCUUUCGUGAACGUGCAGUGACUUAGCGUCUGUUCCCGUGCCGUCUCUGUAACUCACGUCUCGAGGUCUGUCUCGUGGAGAAGCUGUUUUCGGGCCCCGCAUGUUUAUGUCAUCCGUUUCCUCUGCGUGCUGCUCUUGUUCGGGCUCGGCUCUGAACAUCUGUCUUUGGGACUACAAGCAAAAGUCUUUAACGGUGUCUUCUUCAUUCUUUCGUGUAUUUUUUUGUAAAAUUCUGCUCGACGUUAUCUUGAGUCUGCAGGGGUGAUUUGCAGUGAUUGGACGGCUUCUACCUCUGCUGGCUGGACAGGAUACGGCAGACAGCCUCGUCUAAAGCCAGCGCUGGUUCGGCCCGAGACCUGUACGCGCUACCAGCCUCCAUCCCUUACACACAUCCCCUCAGCGUUCAGAUCAUCCGCCAUUAACAGCAUGCCGCCGUCUCCGGAAGCAGUUCGGUGGCGGUCUCCGGA